AUGUCUGGAACUGAAGCAAUCAAUCACAACGACCACGCCGCGCUGGAGAAGGACGUGAAUCCCUCCCCUCCCUCUCCCCAGAUCGGCCUGGGCAACAGCGGUGCUCCAAUGCAGCCCCAGAUGUCCGCCGAAGAGCACCAGGUAGCUCGCGCUGCCGCGCGCUUCGGCUACGGACCUCUCGCCCACGUCAACGCCACAGAAGCAUCCCUGCCUCCCUUCGGUGGUGAGUUCCAGCCCGGUCUGUACAAGUCCGUCGAGGGCCGCAAGUUUGCCAAUCCUGCUCCUCUCGGCCUGUGCGCUUUCGCCCUCACCACUUUCGUCCUCAGCGCUAUCAACAUGGGAACCCUGGAUAUCGCCAGCCCCAACAUCGUUGUCGGUCUUGCUUUCGGUUACGGUGGUCUUGUUCAACUGCUUGCCGGCAUGUGGGAAAUGGCUGUCGGUAACACUUUCGGUGCUACUGCUCUCUCCUCCUACGGUGGUUUCUGGCUCGCUUUCGCUAUCGUCUUGACCCCUGGUGGGUUCCAGAUUGGUGAGGCUCUCGGCGAGACAAGCAGUGAUCCUUCCAAAUUCUAUGACUCCAUGGGUCUUUUCCUGAUGGGCUGGUUCAUCUUCACUACCAUCAUGUUGUUCUGCACCCUCAAGUCCACCGUCGCCUUCUUCUUGCUGUUCUUCACCCUGGACCUGACCUUCCUCCUGCUCGGUGUUUCCUACCUGCAGCGCGGUCCUGACGGCCACCCCAACGCCAACGUCCAGAAGGCCGGUGGUUUCUUCGGUUUCCUGGCUGCUUUCUCUGCAUGGUAUAAUGCCCUCGCUGGUAUCGCCGAUACUAGCAACAGCUUCUUCAUCAUCCCUGUCGCUCACUUCCCCUGGUCCCCCACUGGCCGUGUUCGCCGUGAUAAGACUGACCGUGAGCUCGCAUAA
Penicillium expansum is the source of this 921-nucleotide messenger RNA. Its product is annotated as acetate uptake transporter family protein. The transcript has 3 exons. Lineage: Eukaryota; Fungi; Ascomycota; Eurotiomycetes; Eurotiales; Aspergillaceae. Gene Ontology annotation, molecular function: acetate transmembrane transporter activity. Gene Ontology annotation, cellular component: plasma membrane. The coding region runs from base 1 to 921 and encodes 306 amino acids. The record is from RefSeq and is a predicted model, not a curated record.